This is a messenger RNA of Gadus macrocephalus (Pacific cod), 1912 nucleotides long. RefSeq names its product stonustoxin subunit alpha-like. Gene Ontology annotation, molecular function: protein binding. The coding region runs from base 200 to 775 and encodes 191 amino acids. The record is from RefSeq and is a predicted model, not a curated record. NCBI's taxonomy places the organism in Eukaryota, Metazoa, Chordata, Actinopteri, Gadiformes, Gadidae. The transcript has a single exon.
AUCAUCUUGUCACUAUCAUAAUAAUUAUAAUUUUGUUACAUUACAUUAUCUGUAGCACAUAAUCAUAUUAACAUGUUUUGAAUGAUGCAUGUGUUUCAUCUUAGAUUUCAAUUAGAGCUGGUGAUGCUGUUUAUUUAAUAAUGAUGACGAUGAUGAUGAUGAUAAUUAUAAUUAAAAAUAUUGGUUUAGCAGCCUAAUCAUGUUUCUCCCGUCAGAUGCCUGUGAACUCACACUGGACCCCAACACGGCCCACAGACGACUCUCUCUGUCUGAGGACAGCAGGAAGGUGACGCGGGUUGAAGAGGACCAGUCGUAUCCGGAUCACCCAGAGAGGUUUGAGACCUGGCACCAGGUGUUGUGUAGAGAGGGUCUGCCUGGCCGCUGCUACUGGGAGGUAGAGUGGGGAGGACGGGUUCAUAUAGGAGUGGCAUACAGAGGAAUGACAAGGAGUGGAGGGGCUAAUGACAGCAUGCUUGGAUUGAACAACAAGUCCUGGAGUCUUGUUUGUGAUGACGACGUCAUCACAAAUGCUGCUGUCUACAUUGUCCGUCACAACGGUAGUUCAACAGAUAUACGUCCCCCCCCUCACUCUAACAGAGUAGGAGUGUAUCUGGACCGGCCUGCUGGCUCUCUGUCCUUCUACAGAGUGUCCCCAGGAGGAGGAGGGUCCUCAGACACACUGACACUCCUCCACACCUUCCAGGCCACCUUCACCCAGGAGGUCCUCCUCCCUGGGUUUAUGUUACGUAAGAGUGGUUCCUCAGUGUCUCUGUGAGUGUCCAUUGUAGAUACACAAACACACACACAGACCCAUGGAAAAGCACACACAUGUAGACAGUCAUAAACACACCCAAACCAACAAACAUAUGUACAUAGAAAUUAACACACACACACGUACACACAAACAAACACAUCGUUCAUGACUCUAUAAACACACACACAUACACACAAACAAACAUAUCGCACUCUAUAAACACACACACACAAACGUAUACAGACUUAAUCUCACACACACACGCACGCACGCACGCACGCACGCACACACGCACGCACGCACGCACGCACGCACGCACGCACGCACGCACGCGCACGUACACGUACACAGACUUAUUUACACAGACAUGCACUCACACACACACACAUUCAUGGAUCUAAACCCACAGCAGGUCUGUGUUCCGGGGGUAAGCAGCAGGUAACAUCAGUGUCUCUCGUGGUUCAUCUCUCAGCCCUCUCUGUGUUCAGCUGGGCUGCUGAGCGUCAGAUUAGAGGGGGCCGCUUGGGUCUGGGGGGUCCUCACAGUCCUGACGUUGUUGAGGACCAGCUGUUAGGGGGACGUUUGAAUACCUGUGGACCCAUGGACGUACCUGUAGUGCAUCGGGUUGUUGAGCAGCAGCUGUUGGUGCUCUGAGGGGUCAUCCCGUUCAGUGGAAGUACAACACUUUGUGAUUGAUUUAAAUGCUCCACUGAACUCCAAAUGCUGCAUUUUAUUGGGCUUCUGAAAGGUUCAGUAUAAACCAUGAAAGAAAAAUCUUCCUUUGGGUUAAGCAGGUUGAACAAAGAUUUACUUUCUGAUGUAAAAUGUGUUUUAAUUGUUGAUUGAUGGUACGCUAUUUUACUACAAUAUUUUAUAUAUUUUCAACAUUGUUUUAAAGGAAUACAAAAUCAGUUUAUAUUUUGCCAUGCCUGACAUGGAACGUGAUUUAAAGCAGAUUUAACAACAUGAUCAUGAAUGAUGAUAAGGGUUCUAUGGGAAAGGGUAACGAUGUUGUAAAUUACUUUAAACGGAAGAUAGUUUCUUUGUGUUCUGUUGGGAACAACAAGUCAACAUGUUCAAUGAUUAAAGAUACCUGUUUAGGAUUUGUAAUUGUUCAUAAAGCAUAAUGUUAAUAAACAACUCAGUCGAUCAACUGAA